Messenger RNA from Saccostrea cuccullata (small rock oyster), 993 nucleotides. RefSeq lists its product as uncharacterized. Gene Ontology annotation, molecular function: protein binding. The transcript is spliced from 2 exons. The record is from RefSeq and is a predicted model, not a curated record. The coding region runs from base 1 to 843 and encodes 280 amino acids. NCBI's taxonomy places the organism in Eukaryota, Metazoa, Mollusca, Bivalvia, Ostreida, Ostreidae.
AUGGCGUUCUCUGAAGAUCUACUCUGGUUACUCUUGACUUCAUGUUUUUUCACAUCCAACGCAGAGACAGGAUUUGAAGAAAGUAAAAUAAAUUCGCUUUCGGAAGAAUUGAUUUCCUUAAGGAAGACUGUUUUAGCCCUAAAGAACAUCGUUCAUCGCCAAACUGACCUCAUUGGUGACCUCAAAGAACGAAGUAUUCUGCAAGAAAAACGCAUAACAGAACUAGAAGCUGUCCAACACAAGCGAGACAAAGUCUGCGAGGAGAUGAAAAUCCGACUGGAGAAAACAGAAAAUAGAUUAAACAGACACUUUUCUUCUUCUUCGAACACCAAGAACACCACAAUUAAAUUAAUUGGGAAAGAAAACCAUAAAGGGAGAAUAGUGAGAUCAAGGAAUCUGCAGAAGAAUACAAGGAACAGUGGAAAGCCUCCGUAUGAAAAAGGCGUCAUCGCUUUUUAUGCCCAGAUGUCCUAUAUAGGUGUUCGUCCUGGCGUUCGCCAUACCCUCAUCUUUGAUAAAGUACGCACUAAUGUUGGCAACGGAUAUAAUGGUUUCACUGGGGUCUUUACAGCACCAAAAGAGGGAAUUUACGCAUUUAUCUGGGUUGUUAGACUGGUUACAGCCGCGCGCUCAACUGAAUUAAUGGUUAACAACGAGAUUUUAGGGGCUACAUUUUUGCGCGCCAAAAAUGGUGACGACGGAUCAGUGAGCGGUACUGCUAUUGUGCAUGUCGCGAAAGGAGAUGUUGUAUUCGUGCGCAUCCAUUCUAAGUACGCUGGUGAUGGCAACAUCCAUAGUAAUCUGCAUGGCAAGCCAACAUUUUCCGGGUGGUUACUGCACUAGAUUGUUGUCACGAUAAUUUGCUUGUUGUGACUAAACUUUUAAUAAACUUCAAUAUUCUUAAUUUUUAUUAACAUUCAAUUCAGAAUAUAUAUUUCAGGGUUGGCGGAAGAGGUUGAAGAAUUGGUCUUUGUUUUUGUCUAUCUGAAGGAC